AUGAACUACCUUGACACGUACGGAAUUUCUGGGACAGGAACGGUCACACCUACCAAUGAACACCAGCAGCCUGAGCAAAGCCUCAACGAGGAGGUCAACCAGGUGAUAGGCCAGCUUGGGCGCUUCUGGGGCGGUUUCAGGAAGCAGAGUGAAGCUGCGAUUGCUACGGCGCGCAAAGAUCUCGGUGGUGUCUACACUCAAGCACAGAAGGAGCUCGGACGCCUGGCUACCGCUCCUGAUACUGUGCCAGCGUCUGUGGAUGGAGAAACAACGCCUACGGAAUCACGCACAGGAGAAUCGUCAGCAGCGGCAGAAUCGGAACAGGAAAGUAGCGAUGUGGACACGACAGCGACGACGACCACCGAGCCACCGACGUCGCCCACAACCACCUCUUUCUUCGCCCGACUGCAGUCCUCGCUCCCACCGGGCAUCGUCGACACGAUCCAGACGGGUAUCCCAGAGCGCAUCCGCACCAACGCGCAGUCGAUCGACUGGUCGCACCUCCAGAGCGAGUUCCAGCGCGUGCAGGGCGUCACGCGCGCGCAGGCGGAGGAGUACGUGCACCGCAGCGAGGCGUUGCUGCGCGAGGCGAUGAAGGAGACGCGCGAGUUCCUGAACGAGGCCGUCAAGGUCGUCCCGCCCGAGGAGGCGGACCCCUCGGCGGGCAUGAUCUGGGACGGCACUGAUCUGUGGAUGCUGCCGAUGCCCGCGUAUGAUAUCAAGGGCAAGGGCAAGGAGACGGACGAAGGGAUAUCGUCGUCGCGUCCGUCGGAAGAUGCGCAGCGUGCUGUCGCUACGAGGGCGGAGGCGCUCUUGAGGAAGCUGAGGAGUGAUCCUGAGAUUAUCAGUAUGGACCCGGAGAAGGAGGCGUCGACGAGGCAGCUGUAUGAGGCCUGGCUGCAGGAUAUCGAGUCUAAGGGCGAGAACGCUGGCACGCAGACGUGGAAGGAGCGCAUUGAGACUGCCCUCGCAUCGCCUCAUGAUGGCCCUUCGCUGAAGAGUACCUUUGACUCCCUGGUUCCCUCUCAGCUUAGUGAGGAUAUAUUCUGGCAGAGAUACUUCUUCCGCGCCCGUCAGAUUGAGGAAGAAGAGACGAAGCGCAGGGCGAUUCUGCAACAAACAACUACUCAGAACGACGAAGAUUUUAGCUGGGAAGACGACGACGACGAAGAGGGUGCUGCCAAAGCGCCCGAUGCCGUCAAAUCAUUAAACUCAUCUGAAGGAACUCUCAAGGUCAAGGCCGCGGUUGAACACACAUCCCCGACUCCUGCUACCAACAGCACCCGCGGAAGCAGCGAUGAGAGCUACGACGUCGUAUCCGAGCAGGUUAGCAACGCUGGAGAUGUGCAGGAUGCAGGGAAGAAUGUCGAGCCACCAAAGGCUGAAGUGAAGGAAGAGAAGAAAGACGAGAAGAAGGAUGCAAAGACGAAAGACGACGAUGAGGAAGAGGACGAUGAUGAGGAAGAGGACGAUGACGAGGAUGACGAGGACGAAGAGGACGAUGAUGAUGACGAUGAUGAUGAGGACGAGGAGGAUAGCGACUGGGAAUGAGUGCGGACAUGAUACCCUGCUGAACACGAUGGGAUGUAGUGUAAUUUUAUUCUGUAUGACGAUAUGCGUAUGUCAUUGCUUUGAUUAUCAUCAAGUUUCCC
This is a messenger RNA of Coniophora puteana RWD-64-598 SS2, 1652 nucleotides long. RefSeq lists its product as uncharacterized. The transcript has 4 exons. The coding region runs from base 1 to 1551 and encodes 516 amino acids. The record is from RefSeq and is a predicted model, not a curated record. Gene Ontology annotation, cellular component: cytoplasm. Lineage: Eukaryota; Fungi; Basidiomycota; Agaricomycetes; Boletales; Coniophoraceae.